This is a messenger RNA of Fomitiporia mediterranea MF3/22, 210 nucleotides long. RefSeq lists its product as uncharacterized. Lineage: Eukaryota; Fungi; Basidiomycota; Agaricomycetes; Hymenochaetales; Hymenochaetaceae. The record is from RefSeq and is a predicted model, not a curated record. Bases 1 to 210 code for a protein of 69 amino acids. The transcript has 2 exons.
AUGUACGCAUACAGCAACGCUCAACCUAGACGCAAAAUUGGUAACUUCUCUCACACUCUCCGCUCCUCUGGCACCGGCUACGAGUACAUCCGCAGUUCUCUUGAGGAUUUUUUGUCCGCAGUAAAGGGACAAGGAGAGGCGAAGGCGCAAUUUGCUUGGGCACAUAGCUCGCAUUCGUUCCCACCUCGAUCGACUAAUUACAGGCGAUGA